Messenger RNA from Pediculus humanus corporis (human body louse), 4578 nucleotides. RefSeq lists its product as uncharacterized. Gene Ontology annotation, molecular function: DNA binding. Gene Ontology annotation, cellular component: cytoskeleton; nucleosome. The transcript has 20 exons. NCBI's taxonomy places the organism in Eukaryota, Metazoa, Arthropoda, Insecta, Psocodea, Pediculidae. Bases 1 to 4578 code for a protein of 1525 amino acids. Gene Ontology annotation, biological process: nucleosome assembly. The record is from RefSeq and is a predicted model, not a curated record.
AUGGAAAGAAGGGGAGAUUGGUCGAUUAAUUCGGAAACGACGAGCAAUCAAUCGGCGGAAAUACCCGAAACGCAAAAAGUCAUAACGAAAUUGGAAACGCAAGUCGAAGAGCAGAAAAAAUUGAGGUUGCAAGAAGCGAAACAAGUCGAAGCGAAAGCAGCUUUGAUAAAGGAAUGGGUCGCUAAUAAAUUGAGAGGUUUGGAAGAGCAAAAUCAACAGCUGAGAGAGCAAAACGACAGGUGCAAUCAGCAAAUAGAACUGUUGAGAAAUCACCUCGAACAACUCAGGCACAUGAAACCUGGGGUGAGAACGAGUUUGAGUUUGGACGUGGAUAAAGAAGAAUUAACUUCGCUCAACAAUAUAUGCAAUAGCAAGCUCUGGGACAAAGUUCUCACCGUUUUGAUAAGUUUGGCCGAAAACGAAGAAUUCGAACAGAACGAUAGGAGACCGAAAGGAGGAGCGAGAACGUUGGAUUUCAUACAGAGCGCGAUAUUUAAUCUAAGGGAAAAAAACGGUUCGUGCGUGGAAAACAUACUCGAUUACCUUUGCACGCGAUACGAUGUGAACGUGGAAAGCGUCAUGACGAGAGUCAUGACGGCUCUCAGGAGAGGAGUCGCUAUAAAAGUAUUGGAAAAAGAGGGAAAUCGUUACCGUUUGUCGAAAGCGAUGAGCUUUCAAGAAUUGGAAGAUGACAAAAGGAAAAAGGGCGUCGGAGUUGAGAGUCAAAUCAAAUUCGCGAUGGGCCCCCAUUUGACGGAUUCGAUGAUUUCGAACGAGUUCAAAAACGACGAUGAUGUCAUCAUGGAUGCCGAAAUGGUCGAUUUGGAAGAAUAUUCUAAUACAAAGCGUAGAUCAGACAUAAGCCGAAAUUCGGUCGAAGAACCUCUUUAUGCUGAAUUAAAAAAGACUGAAAAUACCGAAGUCAUGACUUCACGUUUAUCCGAAGAUUUAGAAGAAGCCAUUGUCAAUUUGAAUAUCAUUCCAGAUAUUUCCAUGGAUGGAGAUGUGAGCGGUGAUGAUUUGACUCACGAUUAUGCCGAAAUAUACACUCCAUCCAAAGAACGAAUGCCUUGGAAAGAAGUCAACUGUAGCGUGAGAUCUAUCGAAUCCGACGAUUUGCCGCCGAAACCACCGACGCCUCCUUUGCACAGGUUUCCCUCUUGGGAAUCCCGAAUAUAUCAAAUAGCUGCAGCGGGUUUCAACGUUGCCUCCAAUCAUCCCCUUCUUUCCACUGCUCACCACAUGAACAUGACAAAUUCUUUGCCCUACGACAAAACAAGUCACGGGACAAACAUGUCGCCUUUACACAAUUCUCUUCCUCAUAAUUUAGCAUUUAAGGCCUGUCACUCUCCAAAUUUGCAUCACAAAAUCAAUUCCAGUCAUCAGAAUAAUUGCUCAGUUAAUGAAAUUCAUAGCUCAGAAUGCAGUAAUAAUAACGUGAUUGGAGCGAGUUUGGUGACGACCGGCGAUAAAAGCGGCGGCGGCGGCGGCGGUGGCACGGGUCCAGGUACCAUGGGUUAUUGCGAUAUUAACGUGCCUGUCUACGCUACGGUUAAAGGCUGCCGAGGAUCAGACAUUGUACGUCAUUCGAUUUUUUUUUUCCAGCGUGCUAGUCAAAUCCGUUCGAUUCCGUUCACCGGAGACUCCUCCGAUGAUUCGAGCGAUGGAGAAGACUGUCCCAAUCAUAGUCAUGCUAGUCAAGGUCAGCCGGCCACUCGAGCCACGAGUUCCAGCGAAGACACGUCUUUGUCUGGCGGUUCUAAUUCUAGUCCUUUAAAAACAUGCAGCCUUUUGCCUUCCAAAACGAGAGGUUUGUAUUUUUUAUUAAAAAAAAAAAAAGAUACAUCGUUCGAAUCUGGAACUUCCGACGAUUAUGCCAUUCCUCCGGAUGCUGUUUCUUCCACUUCUGCAUCUUUCGAAUCAUCCAUACCGUCAAUUUUAGUUAGGAGCUCUUACAUGGAUAGCCCGACGAAAACAAAGGGAAUCGAAAGUUUAGAAAAAGCCGGGUAUCUGACGAAACUCGGUGGAAAGCUUAAAACGUGGAGGAAAAGAUGGUUUGUUUUGAAAAAUGGAGUUCUUAUCUACUGGAAAUCGCAGAAUGACGUCAAUCAAAACAAAAAACCAGCGGGAGAAAUUUUCCUCGACGAGUCGUGUAGAAUCACACGAGCGGAAGGCGCGGCAACGUUCGAAAUAAACAACGGACGGAAAACAUAUUACCUAACGGCAGAUUCCAUCGCACACAUGGAAGAAUGGCUGAGAAUAUUACAAAACGUUCAGCGAAGGAACGCGACCAAGUUACUGUUGAACAAGGAAGAGCAAAAACCCACGUUGCAAGGAUGGUUGGUCAAAGUUAAAAACGGGCAUCCGCGAAAAUGUUGGUGCGUACUCCUGGGGAAAAUGUUUUUAUAUUUCAAAAGUUCAUCGGAAACGAAUCCCGUCGGACAGAUAAACAUGAGAGAUGCGAGAGUCGAAGAAGUCGAUCACGUGUCGGACAGCGACAGCGAGGAUAGAGAUGGGGAGAGUAACGAGUACACGAUCGCGAUAUUUCCAUCGCACUACGGUCCGACGUACCUGAUUUUCUCGAACAAAUUAGAAAAAGACUCGUGGUUGUAUCAUUUGACGGUGGUUUCCGGUGGAGGACCCAACGCCGGGACACAAUGGGAACAACUCAUACAAAAAUUAAUGGAAACCGACGGGGAUCCGAAUAACGUACUUUGGAGGCAUCCAAUGUUAUUAUAUUCAAAAGACUGCAUCACGUCUCCGCUGACGACACUCUCGACUGAAACUCUUCAAAGCGAAGCCAUUAAAUUAUUUAAGUCCUGCCAAUUGUUCAUGUCGGCAGCUUUGGAUCAAGCCGGAAUCGAUUAUCACGUCGUACUUGCCCAAAACGCUCUUCAACUUUGUUUGGAUCAACCCGAACUUCAAUCCGAACUUAUCAGUUGUCUGAUAAAGCAAACAUCUCGUCCGAUACAGCAAAAGCAGGGGGUCCAGGUAAAGGGCACCAUCAAAUUAAAAACUCCCCGCCCAAGCAGUAGACGCUGCUACUACCUACUUUCGAUACCCGUCGAUACCCGUAGCGAGAAGCCCCCAACUACUAGUGUAGGGCACCAACUAUUGCAGCAAUAUCUUCUGUGUGCGACUCAGUCGUUGUUCAGCUGCGACUCGACGAAUCGUGAUUCGAGCAGUUCGGCAUCCAGUCAGACUAAAGGUUCGCCUACUUCUGUGCAGGCAACUUGCGGCGAUUUCAGCAAAGGGUGUCCAUCCAUACAAGUCCUCACGCAGGGUUGGCAAUUACUCGCACUCGCGUGUUCACUUUUCCUACUCAAAAACAAUAAGCUAUUGUGGUUUCUCAAACUUCACCUGAGCAGGAACGCAGAUACGAAGACGGAAUGUGGAAAGUAUGCUCGAUAUUGUGCGAGAGCACUCGGAAGAACUCUUCAGAACGGUGGCCGACAAGUCAAACCAUCCAGAAUGGAAGUCCUGUCGAUUUUACUUAAAAAUCCAUACGAUCAUUCUCUACCUCACGCGAUACCCGUACACAUGCUCAACGAUACCUAUCAGGUCGUGAGUUUCGACGGUUCGACGACGAUAGAAGAAUUUUUAUCGACGUUGGCACAGGAAAUCGGUUGCAGAGAAUCGUCCGCGAACGGUUUCACGCUUUUCAGCGAUGAUCCCAUAGAGAAAAAUCUAGAACAUUUCAUACCGUUGGAUGCCAAAUUGUGCGACGUCAUAUCCAAGUGGGAAACGGCUCUCAGGGAAAAAGGUUCUGGAAAAUUUGAAAAUUCACGCCUUAUACAACUAGUCUAUAAAAACAGAUUGUAUUUUAAAUGUUCGACGAGAACGGAAACGGAAAAGGAAAGGCUUUUGCUUUGUUAUCAAACGAAUCAGCAAAUCGUUUUGGGACGGUUUCCUCUCACGAAAGAAUUGGCUUUGGAAUUAUCGGCACUCAUGACGCAAAUCGAAUAUGGCGAAUACAGCAUAGAAAGGAGUCAGGGAAGGAGCGGAAAUUUAUUACAUCAAGCCGUCAACGAUUUUUAUCCGUACAGGUACAGGGACGGUUUAUCGCCGCAGAAAAUGAAAGAACUCCAAGAUGAAUUAAUGGAUAAAUGGAAGGCACUCAAAGGAAGAACGAUACCUGACUGCGUGAGAAUUUAUCUCACGUGCGUGCGAAAGUGGCCUUUUUUUGGUUCUUCAUUAUUUCAAGCAAAGUUGAAAACGGGAGACGAAAAUCAAAUCGGGGUUUUAUGGGUUGCCGUGGGAGAAGAUGCCGUAACGCUUCUCGAUCUCGAAACAAUGAGUCCGCUCGUUAGGCAUCCAUAUUCGGAAGUGGUCACGUUCGGUGGAUGUCAAGACGAUCUCAUGCUCGUCGUUAAUCCACAUCAGAAACAUCUUUUCUCUCUCAGCAAACCAAAGAUUUUACAAUUGACACUGCUCAUUGCCGAUUACAUGAACGCUCUGGGAAGGUUGCCGGGAACUCCUCAAAUGGGUUCGUUAUCCCGUAGAAGUUUCAGACGUCCCGGACAACAACCGGAUAUAUUAAAAUCGACGCCCGAUCAACAACACGGAACGUCGUCGUAA